UCCUGUUUCAUUCCCCAAAUCACAACACCGCCAUUUAAAAACCCGAACACAACUUCUAUGGACAACAACACUGAAGAGCGCCUAGUGGAGGAGGUCCGCAGGUACGAGCACCUGUACAACCCGUCUGCGAGCGACUACAAAGACGAGCAGCUCACCGAGGACUCAUGGAGGGAGAUCUCGGCUGUGGUCGGUCUCGAUGUCUCGGAGUGCAUCAAGACAUGGAGGAGGAUGCGGGACAAGUUUGUACGGGUCAAGAAGGCCACGACACGCAGCGGUGGCGACGCAGGGAGGCAGAAUGUCCCUGACUUCUUUAUCUCUAUGUCGUGGUUGAUGCCACACAUAAAGCAUCGUAUGACCAAGUCAAAACGCGACAAAAAGCAGGCGGAGCCGUCAUCCACCUCAGCACCUGAGUUCUCAACCAAGUCAUCCACCUCAGCACCUGAGUUCUCCACCAAGUCAUCCACCUCAGCACCUGAGGCCUCCCCCGAGUGCACAUUGAGUCCGAGCGAAGUUGAAGAGUUUGUGAAGCUGAGGGUUUGUAAUACCUCCCUCUUCUCUGGAAACAAGUACGCGUCCAGGCUGGCAUGGAAGGCCAUCGUCAAGCAUAUGGGAUUACAAAACAAGAUGACCUUUAGGCAAGCAUCUGAAAUGUGGGAGAACAUGAAGAAGAAGUACAAGGCCCUGAAGAGCCCCCCAGACGGGAUGAAAGUGUUCCCUGAGACGUGGGCUCACUUUCACCUGAUGGACGAAGCUGCAGAGGGUCAACUGGAAGGCAGCGCCCCCGUCCUCAAGGUUUUCCCUGUUGAUAAAGGCAAUCGUGAUUUCUUACCCAUCUCCAAGCCCAAGAAGAGGAGGGUGGUAUCCAUGGGGACAUCGCCCCCUGUAUCUUCGGUAGCGGACAGGCCGGAGAUCGAGGUUUCACUGAACGGAGAUGAGGAGGAGGAGGAGGAGGAGGAGGAAGAAAGCCUGGAUGUGAAUCUCAUCAUGCAGGAGGUGGAUGCCGAGAGGAACGUGAUGGAGGCGGAAAGACAGGUGAUGGACAAAGAGAUACGGCUGAUGGAAAGGGAGCGGCUGGUUCUGGAGAGGGAGAGGGCGGUGCUGGAUCGGGAGGCCGCCACUCUGGAGCGAGAACGGGCCACGCUGGACAGAGAGAUGGCGAUGAUGGAGCGAGAGAGGGUGGUGCUGGAGAGGGAGAAGGCGAUGGUGGAGAAGGACAAAGAUGCUGUGUGCAUGGAGCGGCGGGCUCUGGAGCGGGCCCGGCUGGGGAGACUCGUUUCCCCAAGAGAAGCAACAGAGGAGGCUACGGAAAACCACGGUGAGGUGACAGACUCUCAUCCUGUGGACAUGGACAGGAAGGAGCGGUUCCUUUCUUUGUUUGAAAAACUCAUUGAAAGUUUUUGAAUUCACGAAAUCAGUUUUCACUUUUAGCUGCUCUCAGAUUUGCACUGAACAUUCUGUGUGAGCGCAAAUGUCAGAGUGAGAGCCUCCGGACUCUCAGAGGAGCCGAUAGAUUCCCUGCGAGCGAGUGGGGGUGAAUGCCGCACAGAUGCAAAAAUGGUAAAACCCAGAUGUGCUGUAAACAACAUGUGAUCUCCAGAGCAGAAUCAAUACGUUACAUCCUGCCUGCUGGAAAGUUUGGACCCGAUUGUCUGCACAUCGUCAGGAGGGUCUGAAAAUUCUUUGAAAUCCACACUUUUCUUAAACCUGCAACUUCCAAUGAAAACGUUGAGCCACUCCUGGUUCAGAGAGGUCUUCAAAACAACUUUAUUCACUUGUGGUUAUUCCAUACAGAGCACACAAUAGCAAGCUAUUAGCAUUAUUCUCAACCCCAUCCACAGUCAAAAUCAACACCCCCCCCUCCCAAAUCAAACAAUAGUCUUUAGUUGUUUGACUCGACAUUAUAGUCAAUCAAUAGAAGCUAUUGUGCAUGGUUGAAACAUCAUUUUUUGAAAUGUAAUAAACCAAAUAUUGCAGUUCGUGUAAAAAAAAAAAUCUUGUUUCUUUUUCAGAAUAUAUAUUUUUAUAUUACAGUACAGACUUUACAACAAAUUAUUUAUUUAAAUGCUUCUUUUAUUGCAUUAGAUUCAAUUCACCUUUCGUUAAGCUCCAGCUUCAAUAAGUUUAUGCUAGUAUACAUUUCCAAAAGUGUUAAAUUUGUUAUUAAUAUUAAUAUAAUUUGUAUUUUUACAAAAAAACCCAUCUUUAAACAAUAUUACUGUUAUUUUUCUUUUGCCAGUCUUGUACAGAGA
This is a messenger RNA of Limanda limanda (common dab), 2249 nucleotides long. RefSeq lists its product as uncharacterized. The record is from RefSeq and is a predicted model, not a curated record. The coding region runs from base 58 to 1401 and encodes 447 amino acids. Lineage: Eukaryota; Metazoa; Chordata; Actinopteri; Pleuronectiformes; Pleuronectidae. Gene Ontology annotation, biological process: regulation of transcription by RNA polymerase II. The transcript has 5 exons. Gene Ontology annotation, cellular component: transcription regulator complex; nucleus.